AUGGAAAAGGAUAAGGAGACAAACCCCGACUUAUUAAGGAAGAAGGCUGCAGAGCGGCUGGACCAGCUCUCCGCACACGUCUCCGAUAAUAAUAAUAACUCUACCGAGAACACCACACCUCAGACUCAACCAGCGCAGGCGAACCGGAAACGAAAGAAACGAACUUCUAAAUCCUCUUCCUCAUCGAACCUUCCGGCAGACUACUCCGAUGUCCUCUCCCAACUGUCCACACUGCGCACCAUUGCCGCGACUCCAGACCCAACAAACCGAGGCUACAUCCGCCAGAAACAGGCCGGGAAGCUAUGGGUCCGCGAACGCAUCGAGCAGCUGCUCGACCCGGGCACAUUUAAGGAGAUAGGGUCCGUGUCGGGAACAGUGACGUGGAAACAGACGGGUCCCAUAACUGAAACCCCUGUGGCUUUCGUCCCAAGUAACAACAUCCAGGGCACUGGCAAGGUUCGGGGCCGACAGGUGCUGCUUACCGCCGAUGAUUUCACCAUCCGGAGUGGCCAUGCCGACGGCGCAACGAUGGAGAAAACUGUGUACCUGGAAAAACUGGCGAUCGCGCUGAAACUGCCUAUGAUCAAGCUGGUCGAUGGCAGCUCCGGUGGAGGCAGUGUCACGCUGAUCCGAAAGGCCGGAUGGAGCUAUAUCCCGCAUAUCGCGCAGUUCAAGCAUGUAGUAAAGCAGCUGAACAUGGGGAUUCCAAACCUCGGCGCUGUGCUUGGGCCUGCGAUCGGACUUGGCGCAGCACGAGUUACUGCGUGCCACUUCUCCGUGAUGGCGGCCGAUGUAGGCUCCUUAUUCAACGCUGGUCCAAAGGUCGUCGAGGGGGCUACCUUCGAAGAGGGACUGGACUUCCAGGACCUUGGCGGGCCCAUAAUGCACUGUACCAACGGAACAAUCGACAACCUCGCCGCCAACGAGGCCGAAUGCUUCGAACAAAUACGAACGGUGUUGAGUUACCUCCCCAACUCCGGCAGCGAGGCGCCCCCGGUCAUUCCCUGCGACGACCCCGAAGACCGGGAGGAUUUGGGUCUGCGGACUAUCAUUCCCCGCCGGCAAGCACGGAUGUACAAUCCCCGAACCAUAAUCACCUCCGUCGUCGACAAAGGUUCAUGGUUCGAGAUUGGUGCUCUUUGGGGCAAGACCGCAAUCGGCGGGUUGGCUCGUCUGGGAGGCCGGCCCGUGGGUGUGAUCUCGUUGAACUGCGAAGUCAAUGGCGGCGCCCUGGAUGCGGCCGGAAGCCAAAAGUUGACGCGGCUGCUGAAGUUGUGCGAUGUGAUGAAUUUGCCCGUGUUGCAGUUUGUUGACGUCCCCGGAUAUGCCGUCGGUACCGUUGCAGAACGAACCGCCACGAUGCGCUGGGGCAUCGAACUGGCCAAAGCCUAUUUCUCCACGACCAUACCCAUCUUCAGCGUCAUCACACGACGCGUCUUCGGCGUCGCGGGGGGUGUCAUGCUGGGGGCGCGGGAUCCCGUCAUGCAAGUGGCCUGGCCGUCAGGACAGUGGGGGUCGCUGCCGCUUGAUGGCGGCAUCGAAGUCGGGCACCGACACGAGCUGCGCGAAGCGGAAAAACGAGGGGGCAAGGAUGAGAAGGAGAAGCUGUACAAGGAGCUGGAGGAGGAAUACAUGCGGCUGAUGAACCCGGUCCGCACGGCCAACGCCUUUGGCGUCGAGGAGAUCAUCGACCCGAAGGACACCCGGGCAGUGUGCUGCGCCUGGGCGAAACACAUGUACGAGGUCAACAUGAAAGACCGAUUGGCAGAUCGAGCAUCUGGGAAGAUCCAGCCGACAUUCUCUUGA
This is a messenger RNA of Rasamsonia emersonii CBS 393.64, 1806 nucleotides long. Its product is annotated as Methylmalonyl-CoA decarboxylase. The coding region runs from base 1 to 1806 and encodes 601 amino acids. NCBI's taxonomy places the organism in Eukaryota, Fungi, Ascomycota, Eurotiomycetes, Eurotiales, Trichocomaceae. The record is from RefSeq and is a predicted model, not a curated record. Gene Ontology annotation, molecular function: propionyl-CoA carboxylase activity. The transcript is spliced from 3 exons.